Trichoderma atroviride IMI 206040 is the source of this 978-nucleotide messenger RNA. RefSeq lists its product as uncharacterized. Lineage: Eukaryota; Fungi; Ascomycota; Sordariomycetes; Hypocreales; Hypocreaceae. The record is from RefSeq and is a predicted model, not a curated record.
AUGUGCGGUGCAGGGGAAAUUUACUGCCGCCAAAGUGAUUGCAUUCAACCCGUUGGAUGGUACAUCAUUGAGCCAUGUGACGCAUUUUCCAUCGCUAACUCUGCAACAACCCAAGCUUUUGAUGGCGUUGUCGGGAGCUUGAACUGGAACGCCGCCACAUGCGGCUGCUCCAUACCAAGAGUCCUAAGAAGACAAAGAUGCAGUUACAGGACUUGUAACGAAUGCGCUUGGAUUGCAAUGAAAUCGACCUUUACAGCUGUGCAGCGGUGGGCUGAAGGGGCAAAAGAACAUCCGGCGAGUUGGGCACAAAGAAACGACGACUACUUAUUGUUUCGAAGGACAAAGACGAGGCUAAAGGGAGAUUACGAGCAUACCCAAAGAGAUAACGGCAAGCAGCGAGCGGCAGGCCUUCAGAGGGACUCUGACGAUACCAACAAUCAUCAGCACGGGACAGCAAAUGCUCUUCCAAACAUGGCAGAAUCGGCUGAUCUUUUACAAUGGCCAUCGCAAAAUAUGUUUUUCGAUGGUCACUUGAACAUCAACAGCUCAGAUCCCUAUCGAGUCUCAGAAGCAGUCUCAGAAGCAACAUAUGGAGAUGAGUGGAAUGGGGGCGUGGAAGACAAGUUGGUGACGACGCAAGAGCUGCCGUUGCCUGCAGUGCCGAAUUCGAAUCAAGAAGCACCAAACAUCGCAUCCGACUUCGGCCUUUAUCUCGACUACCCUCCAGAUGCUUUGCCGCAAACCGUUUAUGAGCCAGCGCAGCCCAUCUCGAUAUUCCAAGAAUACUGGGAUCAGGGAGAAGAUAGCAAUCAACUGUCUCAGCUACACAAUGAAGUCUUGCCGCAGAGUUCUAAUGUACAACACACAGAAGUUGACUUCAACGACCCGUUCUGGACGGCUGUAUUUGCUUCGAGUGGUGAUUCGGCAUUGAACAGCCAUACAAACACAUACGAAGCAAAAGACAGUUGGAAGCAUUGA